This is a messenger RNA of Clupea harengus (Atlantic herring), 2175 nucleotides long. Its product is annotated as mucin-2-like. The transcript has 14 exons. The record is from RefSeq and is a predicted model, not a curated record. Lineage: Eukaryota; Metazoa; Chordata; Actinopteri; Clupeiformes; Clupeidae. The coding region runs from base 617 to 1507 and encodes 296 amino acids.
UAAACAUAACUGUUACUUGUUGUAAAUGUUACUUUACUUUCUUUGAUGUUAUAGCUUACAUUAGAUUUCAUCAAAGGGUUUAAGUUCAUUUUACAUGUUCAUUUUGUAACUUCAGUGAGACUUACUGGUAUAACUAGCAUUAGUAUAGGGGGGCUUUGCAAAACGACACCAGCUCGCUCGUAAUGGGGCGCGGCUUUGGCGACAACGUGCCAUAGAUUCAGGAAAUGUUGAAGCAGUCUCAGUGGAGAAACUAUCAGGUAAUAGGCUAGUCAGUCUUGAUUUAAAACGGUGGCUCCAAGGCGCACGGUACAGUGAGUGUUGAAAGUAAACGUAAUUUUGAUCAUAAUGUGCAUGUCUGCCUCGUGUUAAUUGUGAUUAUAGAUUCUAAUUUAAGAAAGUGAAAUAUGUAAGGGAUCAUGUAAAGUCCGCUGGGUAUUGGACAAUAAAUCCCGACAGGUGGAACAGGACCCCGAUGCGCAGCGGAGAUGCCUGUCACCUUUUUCCAUUCUGGCUGAGAGCGUUUAUAAGAAAAAUGGUAGACUGCUGAGAUAGUGGCCCUUUUGUGAGGUUGACCACAAAACUACAAUGAAUCACAUGAGGAGUAUUUCAUGAGGAGAUGAUUGUUGAUGAUUUUCAUGUGUCACAUCAUGUGACGAGUGGGAAAUCCUCCACCAUAAAAACACUGCUAAUUAUAAUACUACAGUGUCGAUUUGUUGCUGCUACAGACCCCAACUGUCCGUAUAUCCCAAUCAUUAAGGAGUGGGGUGUACCAGCCUGUUACACAGAACUACAUAAGGCAUAUCCUGGAUGGCUAGUGGGGAAGACACAGGCUAAUAGCAUCCCCAGAGAUUUUCGAUUAGAGAUUCCACUCGGCUGUGGUGAUAAGAUCAGCUGUGACGAUCUCCUACGGGCCCUUGUUAACAGCUACUGCAUGAACAGGAAUUGCAGUGAUGAUAAGCCCAAUACGUCUUGCAAUGAAACUAAUAAAAAAACAAAGACGUUGAUUUACUGCUUGAAUGAUAAUUAUUCUAUCUCCUGCCAGGAGCCCCUAGGGUUUCAAAACCCAAGGAUAUAUAUGUUAGUGAAUGAUACAGAUUUCACCCAUAACAUUCAAGGUUGUCUCAUGGACAAGGUGCCAGGUACAACAGCAUCCACCACCUGUACUAUGACCACCACCACCACGACAUCUCGUAGUGCACCAACAACAGUUACCCCCGGCAGUACACCCACCUCCUCCACCCCCACCACAUCUUCUAUCAUCACAGAUAGUACACAGUCCCCAACGCCUUCCCAUGCCUCUCACACCUCAGAACAAUUUAGUGCGACAUCUGGAUAUGGUAUGCUGGUCAUACUGUUGACAUCUCUGGGUUUAAACAUAACAUUGUCAUGGUUGUUACUGAAGCAGAGAAGCCGCCACCAACAGCAACCCAUAAACCUAAGUCUAGACUAUGUUGGAGCUCCUGGAGAAGCUGAAGCAGAGUCGUUAGCGGGUGAUUCCCUGCCCUAGAACUGGCUGCCUACUCCAGUGUUCUAGAGACAUCAGUAACAGUGUUCCAGAGACGGCAGAUGGAUUACAGAGGACGGGCCUGCUGUACUCCCAACACUGUCUCCAUGAGAGACUGCCAAUCCACCAGUCUGUGACUACAGAGACUGUUACUGUCAAACACCUGCAUCAGGACACCCUCAGACCGGUCUUUGGCUAUGGACUAGAGACCUCAACAGGAGAACCAACCUCAGUCACAACAUGAGCCCCACACCAUUCCACAGACAUUGACAGACCUGCAUGUGAAGCAUGUUCAGAUACUAUGGCACAUUAGGGCCCGUUUCACACUGCCUGCGUUGAGUGUGUGUGGUGGCUGCGUUACCUGUUGAUUUUCAUGUCAGUGCCCUUGCUAACAGGUUAGAACAUGCACAAUGCUUGACUGAGAUGUGCAGUCAUAUCGAGUCGAGUUUCAGUGUGGCGACUAUUUGUUACACGUGAGAUAAGAUAAUCUCAGUAAAAAAGACAUGUUGACAUUAUACCACCAACCAACAUUAUAACUGGCGUCUUUCAUUGCAGUUUCGAGGUAUGGGCUAUAUCGCACAGACAUGACAGAAAUAUAAAUGUCCCUCUCUCACUUAUCAUGCUUAUAAUAUAAUAUAAUAUAAGAGUAUAAUAUUCUCUAAUUAAUCAUG